Sinocyclocheilus grahami is the source of this 695-nucleotide messenger RNA. RefSeq names its product DNA replication licensing factor mcm5-B-like. The coding region runs from base 258 to 695 and encodes 145 amino acids. The transcript has 3 exons. Lineage: Eukaryota; Metazoa; Chordata; Actinopteri; Cypriniformes; Cyprinidae. The record is from RefSeq and is a predicted model, not a curated record.
UUUCGUGACGUAUCUCGUCAUGACGCCUUGUGGACCAAUAAGCGGGACGGAAAAGUCAGUGAGGGAGGGGUCUGAAUUCAGCGCGAGGCUGGGCUAGAGGUUUUGCCGCGAAAGCCAGUGCGCGUGUUGCAGCGGGGAGGUCACUGUUGCUUCUGACCUACAGAACGUUAUAGCAGUAUUUAAAUUGAACAUUGACAGCACUUAUUUAAGUAAUACCUUAUUGAGCGUUUAUUGCAAGGAAUCUGCAUAUUAACAGCAUGUCGGGAUUUGAUGAUCCAGGAGUUUAUUACAGUGACAGUUUUGGAGGAGGUGAAGGCAUCGGCGAUGAGGGGGUCGUGAAACGCAGCCAGAUCAAAAAAAAGUUUCGAGAGUUUUUGAGACAAUUCAGAGUCGGCACCGAUCGCACUGGAUUCACCUACAAAUACAGAGAUGAACUCAAGAGGCACUAUACUUUGGGAGAGUACUGGAUUGAGGUGGAGAUGGAGGAUUUGGCCAGUUUUGAUGAGGAUCUGUCAGACUGUCUGUACAAACUGCCCACUGAGAACUUGCCUUUGCUGGAGGAGGCAGCGCAGGAAGUGGCUGAUGAGGUCACACGUCCGCGGCCAGUAGGAGACGAGACUGUACAGGACAUACAGGUCAUGCUGAAGAGCGACGCCCACCCGGCCUCCAUCCGUAACCUGAAAGUGAGGAAAUAA